Molecule: messenger RNA, 2522 nt
Organism: Diceros bicornis minor
Lineage: Eukaryota; Metazoa; Chordata; Mammalia; Perissodactyla; Rhinocerotidae
Gene: MAPK15
Product: mitogen-activated protein kinase 15
Exons: 14
Coding region: 36-1703 (555 amino acids)
Biological process (GO): intracellular signal transduction; protein phosphorylation
Cellular component (GO): cytoplasm; nucleus
Molecular function (GO): ATP binding; MAP kinase activity
Source: RefSeq, a predicted model, not a curated record
GGUGUCCGGAGGCCUCCGGGCGCCCAGCGGCCGGCAUGAGCGCCGCCGAGGUGGACCGUCACGUAGCCCAGCGGUACCUGCUCAAGCGGCGGCUCGGGAAGGGGGCCUACGGCAUUGUGUGGAAGGCGGUGGAUCGGAGGACCGGCGAGGUUGUGGCCAUCAAGAAAAUCUUCGAUGCCUUUAGGCAUAAGACGGAUGCCCAGAGAACGUUUCGGGAAAUCAUGCUGCUCCAGGAAUUUGGGGACCACCCCAACAUUGUCCGCCUCCUGGACGUGAUCCCGGCAGAGAACGACAGGGACAUCUACCUGGUGUUUGAGUCUAUGGACACUGACCUGAAUGCCGUCAUCUGCAAGGGCGGCCUGCUGACGGACAUCCACAGGCGCUGCAUCUUCUACCAGCUCCUGCGGGCCACCAAGUUCAUCCACUCAGGACGUGUCAUCCACCGGGACCAGAAGCCGUCCAAUGUUCUCCUGGACGCCAGCUGCUUGGUGAAGCUCUGUGACUUCGGCCUUGCCCGUCCCCUCAGCGGCCUCCCUGAAGGGCCGGAGGGCCAGGCCCUGACAGAGUAUGUGGCCACACGCUGGUACCGGGCUCCGGAGGUACUGCUGUCCUCGAGCAGGUACACCCCUGGGGUGGACAUGUGGAGUCUGGGCUGCAUCCUGGGGGAGAUGCUUCGGGGGAGGCCCCUGUUCCCUGGCACAUCCACACUCCACCAGCUGGAGCUGAUCCUGGAGACCAUCCCACCACCAUCUGAGGAGGACCUCCUGGCUCCGGGCUCCACCUACAGCGCCUCUGUCCUGCACCGUCUGGGGGCCCGGCCACGGCAGACGCUGGACGCCCUCCUGCCGCCCGACACCCCCCCGGAGGCCCUGGACCUCCUCAGGCGACUCCUGGUGUUUGCCCCGGACAAACGGCUUAGUGCCGCCCAGGCCCUGCAGCACCCCUACGUGCGGAGGUUCCACUGCCCGGCCCGGGAAUGGGCCCUGGAGGCGGAUGUGCGGCUCCCGGUGCACGAAGGAGUCCAGCUCUCGGCCCCCGAGUAUCGCAGCCGCCUCUAUCAGAUGAUCCUGGAGCGCAAGGGCAGCAGCAGCGUGCCGAGAGAGAACCGCCUGGGGGGCGGCCCUUCGGGGGCGGAGCACAGCGCCCCCCGGCCCCGGGCGCCCCCGCCCAAACCCGGAGCCGCCACCGCGCUGCCCUCGGGCUCGCCGGCGCAGAACCCUGGACGCAGGCCUCAGACUGGCCCCGGCCAGGAGCCCGCGCCCGAAGCCCCUGGCGGAGCCACGAGCCUUCCCAGGCAGAGCUCGGCCCCCCUGCUCCAGCCUCCACUCCCAGGAGGUCCUGGGAGAGGGGAAAGGCCCCCCGGGGCGACGGCAGCGCCCCCCUCGGCACCCUCGUGGGUGAAGCCCAGCGUGAGGGGGGCGGCGACCUCCCUGACCUCGCAGGCCGCCGCCCAGGUGGCCGUUCAGGCCCUGAUCCGGAGUGACCGCGACCCGGGCAGAGGGGUGAGGGCGGCCGGCGCGCCACGGGUCCCCCACGGGCUUCCCCGCAAGCCCCGGCCUGGCCGGAGGAUGUUCGGCGCCUCGGCCUUGCAGGGGGCCCAGGGGGCCGCGCAGGCCGCGCUCGGGGGCUACUCGCAAGCCUACGGCACCGUCUGCCGCUCGGCGCUGGGCCGCCUGCCCCUGCUCCCGGGACCCCGCGCGUGAGCUGCCCUCUCGCCCUCAACCCGCGCACGCCCGCCCCCCACUCCAGGCCCCGGAUCAACCCCCCCUCCGACCCCCAGCGCUCUCCACCCCCCUUUUCCCCACCCCUCCCUUCCUUGCCUAGCUUCUUGUCCAGGCCUCUGUGGGGGGUAGAUGAGGUUCCCACCCCAGCCCCAAUCACUUCUGCCAAUAAAGUCUUGUCAGUCUCCAGCCUAGCUGCCCACCUUUCACCCUCACUAAGGGACUCCCUCUGAGGCCACAGUACCGGUUUCCAGAGGACCGCCUUCGGAGGACCCUGUCCCAUAUCUAGGACAGACCCCAUGAGAAGCCGUGUUGUUACCAUCUGCUGUCACCCUGUGGCUCCUGUCUACCCGGCCCCCAGUGUUUUCCCUCCAGGCUCAGGGCAUCUAAGACUUGGCUGAGGGGUGCCUUGGGGCCAGCUUCCUGUCCCUUGUCCACACACGCCAUGGGGCCUUCCUGGUGCCAAGCUGUCAGAUCCCAGCCUGGACCUGCUACAGGGUCCAUGCUGUCCCCAGGGUGGUCCUGGCAGGGCAGGGACCUGUGCCUGGGCGCAAGCCACCACGUGACCACAUUUGUGACCCUGAGCCAGAGAGGAAAAGGAGAAGAGAUAAUGAGGCAGUGCCCCAGGGCACAGACCCUGACUGUGGUCAUUGUCAGUGACCCCAGCCUGUGCCCCCCCACACAGUGACUGGCUCCUGGUUUGUCCUGGGGGAGGGUGGGGGACACCCUAGGGAUGUCUUGUGGGGCUCAAGGCUACCUCCUCUGGUCACCACCCAGCAAAGGGCCUGGUGUGAGUCUGGU